AUGGCUAUUUGCUUCGAUUGCUGGAAACUCAUAAAAAUCGAUGAUGUGAAUCCUAAAAAAUCAUUCCAUUUUACUAGACAGAGGUAUAUUGAUCGUCUUGAACCUAAAGACCUGAUGCAGGAACAUUGGGAUCACGAAUGUAAUAAACCAAAGACUGAUUUUGGAAAAGCAAGAAUUAUACAAAUAGCUUAUCGAAAUUAUAAGAAUAGACCCGAAUCAUUAGCAACCCAAGCUUGGAACGCAAUCAGAGAUGAUGGUACUUCUAAUGAUGAAAAAUUUCUAGGUUUAACUCGACAUCAAGUAAAAAAUCCUCAGACUCGAGAACAAUUUAAUCAAUGGCGUACUAAAUGGAUUGAAUUAUAUAAAAACAAUCCCAUGAUGCGCAGUUGCAUUAUUAAUAGACAAUAUAAAGAAUAUUAUAUUCCAGAUAAUUGGAUAGAUUCUAAAAAGAGUCAAUUGCAAGUUAGAUUCCAAAAGCGACUUUUAGAAAUAGAAGCAUAG
Paraglomus brasilianum is the source of this 501-nucleotide messenger RNA. The record is from the annotation of a GenBank genome assembly. NCBI's taxonomy places the organism in Eukaryota, Fungi, Glomeromycota, Glomeromycetes, Paraglomerales, Paraglomeraceae.